This is a messenger RNA of Candidula unifasciata, 645 nucleotides long. NCBI's taxonomy places the organism in Eukaryota, Metazoa, Mollusca, Gastropoda, Stylommatophora, Geomitridae. The record is from the annotation of a GenBank genome assembly.
AUGCUUACAACCAGCAGGGAUGUUGAAGUGAAUAUGGCAGCAGCAACAACACGAUUUAUUGGCAGCUUAUCACCACUAAGGUUAACGAAGCCUCUGUUGAGUCUCAGCGCCAUCAAUAGCAAUUAUCAUCGUUUGUAUUCUUCGAAGAGAAAGAUACAGGUUGGAGAUACACUUCCUGAUGUGAACUUGUAUGAGGGAAGUCCAGAUAAUCCAAUACUUGCGAGCGAGCUGUACAAGGGAAAGAAGGGUGUACUGUUUGCAGUGCUUGGAGCAUUCACCCCAGGAUGUACAAAUACUCACAUACCAGACUACCUGUCUUUGUAUGAGAAAUUCAAGGAAGAAGGCUACAUGAUAUCGUGUGUUUCUGUGAAUGAUCCCUAUGUGAUGAAAGCUUGGGGCAUUAGCACGAAUGCUGCUGGAAAGAUUCGAAUGUUGGCUGACCCCCGUGGAGAAUUCACUAAAGCCCUAGGCAUGGAAAUUGACUGCAAACAAGUCCUAGGGGGCAUUCGCUCACAGAAGUAUUCACUUGUCAUUGACGAUGGCAAAAUCUUGAGCAUCAAUGUUGAACCAGAGCACACCGGCCUCACUUGUUUACUGUGCAUUAAGAACAUGAAAGCUGAUGAUGCUGUACUCCAGAAUGGAUGA